ACCUCUCCCGGCGACUUCUACGCAUUCCAUUCCUGUCUCCUCGGUUCCGGUCGACGCUAUCUUUAGCCCUUCGCUCAAGGUACUUCGCCCGAUCCUCUCUCGUACCGUCGUACCCAGUCGAGAACAGGCCGCCGACCCCGCUAACCAUCACUCUGCGCUCUCCCUCUCUCCAGCCUCGAGACAAGAUGAUGAACACGACGAGCGUGACUAUCAACACGGACAGCGUGGGCGGAGACAUGGCCCCCGCCGCCCCGCCGAAGCGCAAUUUUAUCCAGAAGGUAAACGACGUGAACAAGAUGGAACUGCCGAAGCUUCUGCGCUACAUGCGCCUGGGCAACGUGGGCUGCUCCAUCCUUCAGAUCAUCGCCGGUAUCGUGGGCAUCACGUCCUUCAUCACGCUCAACAUCACGGGCACGUUGGUGUCCAUCUACGUCAUCAUGUUUGGCAUUCUGUUCCUGCUCUUUGAAUGCCGCCUCUCGCGUAUGGAGACGGCAAUCCGCUCCAACUUUGGCUUCCUCUACAGCUACAAGGGACGCGCCGCCUUCAUCUUCUUCAUCGGCUUCCUGGACUUUGGCAUCGGCUCGGCACUCGCCACUAUCGCUGGCGUCCUCAUGUGCUUCAACGCCUUCAUCAACCUGCUCGUCAUGUGCCGCCACCCGCAGUUCAAGUCGACGCUUAGCGCAGACGCAGACCCCACGGCCGGCUACACCACAAGCAGCCAGGAGGCCGCCAACUUCAUGAGCAAGAACCCGGAGCUCGCGGCCAAGGCUGGGCAAUAUGCUUUCCAGCAGGCGGCCAACACACGUCACUAAGCGGCCAGAUACGGCGAGUCGUGGGUCGUGCAGCAGGCAGAUACCGUAACCAGGUGUCGGUCAUAUUCCUAAGCUAAUACCAUUUUUUUUCCAAAAAAAAAAAACUGCCCGA
Molecule: messenger RNA, 924 nt
Organism: Phytophthora nicotianae INRA-310
Lineage: Eukaryota; Oomycota; Peronosporomycetes; Peronosporales; Peronosporaceae
Exons: 1
Coding region: 186-812 (208 amino acids)
Source: RefSeq, a predicted model, not a curated record